AUGGAUAUGAAUGAUUUCACUAUAAACAGGGUCAUUGGAUUCGGAACAUUUACAAUCACUUAUGAAGUGGUCUGCAAUCGAAGCGAACAAAAGGACACAAAGUAUGCCUUGAAGAGGUAUUUCCUCAGUGGAGCUGAAGUCGUUCGUAGAGCGCUGAGAGAAAGGAACGCUUUAGCCCCCCAAUCAUCUCCGUUCAUUCAAACCCUGUUCUGGGCUGUCGGCAGUUGGAAGACUCCAAGUAUUGUAACCACCAUAGGCAGCAAAUUUAAUCUCAACGAUUUGAGGAGGGCCAAAGGUCUGCUAAAAGAUGAUAUUGCUCGUUUCUACAUUGCAGAGAUAAUGUGUGGCCUGGAGUAUAUCCACCAAAUGGGCGUUGUUCACAGAGAUGUCAAGCCUGAGAACAUUUUACUCUCGGAAGGGGGUCAUGUUAUCAUUAUUGACUUCGACAUGGCUUAUGAGCUUCAACCAGAUCCACUUCAAAAAAUUCCGUCAGUAAUAGGUGCUGGAACCAUUGAGUUCAUGGCACCGGAAAUAGCAAAUAGCGCUGUGGUUACAACAAAGGCUGAUGUUUGGAGUUUGGGUUGCCUCAGUGCUUAUCAAGUAUCUAGAAGGUUUCGGCCAAUGAUAUGUGACAAAAUUAAAGCCGCAAUGGAGGGUGUUGUCGAAAUAUCAGAUUUUGAUUCGUUAUCCACUGAAAUUAAGGACUUCCUUAAUGCUUGUCUCAAGGUGAAUCAUACUGAGAGACCGGAAGUAGGCUGCUUAAAGUCCAUGGCAUUUUUUAACUCAAUAGACUGGACGCAAGCUGCUGCCGUUUUUGUUUCAGAUAAUGCCUCGAAUAGGCCCUGUUUCUAUCCAUCGAACAGUUAUGAUCGCACUUGUGUUUUCUAUAUCAGUUUUUGA
This is a messenger RNA of Rodentolepis nana, 900 nucleotides long. The record is from the annotation of a GenBank genome assembly. NCBI's taxonomy places the organism in Eukaryota, Metazoa, Platyhelminthes, Cestoda, Cyclophyllidea, Hymenolepididae.